Ananas comosus (pineapple) is the source of this 4283-nucleotide messenger RNA. Its product is annotated as cellulose synthase-like protein D4. NCBI's taxonomy places the organism in Eukaryota, Viridiplantae, Streptophyta, Magnoliopsida, Poales, Bromeliaceae. The transcript is spliced from 3 exons. The coding region runs from base 499 to 4062 and encodes 1187 amino acids. Gene Ontology annotation, biological process: cellulose biosynthetic process; plant-type primary cell wall biogenesis. Gene Ontology annotation, cellular component: plasma membrane; trans-Golgi network. Gene Ontology annotation, molecular function: cellulose synthase (UDP-forming) activity; mannan synthase activity. The record is from RefSeq and is a predicted model, not a curated record.
CCACAUUUUGUAGAUUCGAGAAUGGUCUACAGGAGACGUGGUGGACCGGGUUCACGCAACCAUUAUUUUAUAAAUUACUCGGACGCAACGGCUAUUUUUUCCCACCCUCAUUAAUGAGGCAGCAACCGACCGUUGAGAUUCAAAAAUCGUUAAAAUCGUCGCAUCCAUUCCUCUCUAUGGACGGCCCAGAUUACUCGACCGUUGUGAUUCGAAUAUUUCCCCUACCUUUUCACAAAAACGAAGAAAAAAAAAGGGUAAAAAAAAAAAAGAAAAAAGGAAAAGUCAAACCCAACCGUUGGUGUCAAAAAUUCAAAUCCCAUCCAACGUUCCAAAAACUCCAUUUGUCCCCUUCAAAACCCCUCAACAACAACAACAACAUGUAAAAAUCAAUUUUUUUUUUCCAAUUUCCUCUUCAAUUUCCCCAUUUGAGCACCAAUCACAAGCCAUAAAAAUCGCUCCUUGUAGCGCAAAAUUGCUUCUUUUAGCAGCAAAAACGCCAUGGCUAGGAGAAGCUCUUCCCCGGCUGCUUCUCCGGUCACCAUCACCGUCUCCGCAACCGACGGCGGCGGAGGCGACGGCGGCGGCGGCAGCGGCGGCGCUCUGCGGCGGAGCAUCGGCCUCGCGAGCCCGAUCCCCCGCCGCUCCCUCAACCCCAACUCCCCUUCUAUGUGUGCAAGGAGGUACCUUUCCGCCUCGAAAGCCGAGGCCGAGGCCGAGGCCGAUGUUGACGCUGAUGCCGCGACGGUGAGCUCCUCCGAAUUCGUCCGCUACACCGUCCACAUCCCCCCGACCCCCGACCGCCACGCGUCGUCGGGACCCGAGGAUCCCCCACCAGAUCGGAGCUACAUCUCGGGGACGAUCUUCACAGGGGGGUUCAAUUGCGUCACCCGGGGCCACGUCGUCGACCGCCCCUCCCCGCCCCACCCCCGCGGCUCCGCCGUGUUGCCGCUCUGCAAGAUGAGGGGCUGCGACGGCCCCGCCUUCUCGAACCCCCCGUGCGAAUGCGGGUUUGCGAUAUGCAAGGAGUGCUACGAGGAGUGCGUCGAUGGCGGCGGACAUUGCCCGGGUUGUAAGGAGCUUUACAACACUCUAAGUGACGAGGACGAAGAGGAGAUCGAGGAGGAGGAGGCGGCGGCGGCGCUGCCGUUGGCGUCGAUGAAGGAUUUGAGGGGCGGAGGGGGCGCGGGGAAGUUGUCGAUGAUGUGCUCGACGAAGAUCCCCAACGGCGGUGGCGGCGGUAGCAAGGGCCCGUCGGAUUUCGAUCACAGCCGGUGGUUGUUCGAGACGAAGGGGACGUACGGCUACGGGAACGCGGUGUGGCCCAAAGACAACGGCGGGCACUGCGGCGGCGCGGGCGCGGGGUUUAAGGGGUUCGAAGAGCCGCCCAAUUUCGGCGGCAAGUGUCGGCGGCCGCUCACGCGGAAGGUCGGGGUCUCGCAAGCAAUUCUCAGCCCCUACAGGUUGUUGAUUGUUAUCCGGCUCGUCGCGCUCGGCUUCUUCCUCAUGUGGCGGAUGCGGCACCCGAACCGCGAGGCGGUGUGGCUGUGGGGGCUGUCGAUCGCCUGCGAGACGUGGUUCGCCUUCUCGUGGCUCCUGGACCAGCUCCCGAAGCUCUGCCCGGUGAACCGGGCCGCCGACCUGGCGGUGCUCAGGGACCGGUUCGAGUCCCCCAGCGCCCGCAACCCCAAGGGCCGGUCCGACCUCCCGGGCGUCGACGUGUUCGUCUCCACCGCCGACCCGGACAAGGAGCCCCCCCUCGUCACCGCCAACACCGUCCUCUCGAUCCUCGCGGUCGACUACCCCGUCGAGAAGCUCUCUUGCUACUUAUCCGACGACGGGGGCUCGCUCCUCACCUUCGAGGCCUUGGCGGAGACCGCCAGCUUCGCAAGGAUCUGGGUCCCCUUCUGCCGCAAGCACGACAUCGAGCCGCGCAACCCCGACGCCUACUUCGGGCAGAAGCGCGACUUCCUGAAGAACAAGGUGAGGCUCGACUUUGUGCGGGAGAGGCGCAAGGUGAAGAGAGAGUACGACGAAUUCAAGGUGCGGAUCAACUCGCUGCCCGAGUCGAUUCGGAGGCGGUCGGACGCGUACAACGCGCACGAGGAGCUGCGCGCGCGGCAGAAGCAGCAGCAGAUCGCGGGGAACUUCGCCGCCUCACCUUCGUCGGAGCCGAUUAGAGUUGCGAAGGCAACUUGGAUGAGUGAUGGGUCUCACUGGCCUGGGACUUGGCUUUCACCUGAUGCAGAUCAUUCAAGGGCUGAUCAUGCAGGAAUCAUUCAGGCAAUGCUUGCUCCCCCGAGCUCCGAACCCGAAAUCGGCGCCGAAGCGGACGAGAACAACCUCAUCAACACGUCCGGCGUGGACAUAAGGCUGCCGAUGCUGGUCUACGUCUCGCGCGAGAAGAGGCCCGGGUACGAUCACAACAAGAAGGCCGGAGCUAUGAACGCGCUCGUCCGGACGAGCGCGAUCAUGUCGAACGGCCCCUUCAUCCUGAAUUUAGAUUGUGAUCACUACAUUUACAACUCCUUGGCUCUCCGCGAGGGCAUGUGCUUCAUGCUCGACCGAGGCGGCGACCGGAUUUGCUAUGUUCAGUUCCCGCAGAGGUUCGAGGGGAUUGAUCCGAACGAUCGGUACGCAAACCAUAACUUGGUGUUCUUCGACGUCACGAUGCGAGCCAUGGACGGUCUGCAAGGCCCGAUGUAUGUCGGCACCGGUUGCGUGUUCCGUCGGACCGCGCUCUACGGGUUUAGCCCUCCGCGCGCCACGGAGCACCGCGGUUGGUUCGGUCGGAAGAAGAUCAAGCUCUUCUCGCGGAAGCCGACGAUGGGGAAGAAGAGUGACCGCGUCGACGAAAUCGUGCUGCCGCAGAUCGGCGACGUCGAGAGCGAAGACGGGGAUGUCGAAUCGUCUGCCGCACUUCUGCCGAAGAGAUUCGGGAGCUCGGCGAUUCUGCUGGCGUCGAUACCGGUGGCGGAGUACCAAGGGAGGCUGCUCCAGGACCUGCCGGGGGUCCGCCACGGCCGGCCCGCGGGCGCGCUGGCGGUCCCGCGGGAGCCGCUGGACGCCGCGACCGUCGCGGAGGCCAUCAGCGUGAUCUCGUGCUUCUACGAGGACAAGACCGAGUGGGGCCGCCGCGUCGGGUGGAUCUACGGGUCGGUCACCGAGGACGUGGUCACCGGGUACAGGAUGCACAACCGCGGGUGGCGCUCGGUGUACUGCGUCACGAAGAGAGACGCCUUCCGCGGGACCGCCCCGAUCAACCUAACCGAUCGGCUGCAUCAGGUGCUCCGCUGGGCCACGGGCUCGGUCGAGAUCUUCUUCUCGCGGAACAACGCGCUCUUCGCGUCCCGAAGGAUGAAGUUCCUGCAAAGGGUGGCUUACUUCAACGUCGGCAUGUAUCCGUUCACGUCGAUCUUUCUUCUGGUCUACUGCGUCCUCCCCGCGGUUUCCCUCUUCAGCGGCCAGUUCAUAGUUCAAUCACUGAGCAUCACUUUCCUGAUCUUUCUACUGGCGAUAACGGUCACGCUGUGCUUGCUCGCGUUGCUCGAGAUCAAGUGGUCGGGGAUUACGCUGCACGAGUGGUGGCGCAACGAGCAGUUCUGGGUGAUCGGCGGGACGAGCGCGCACCCGGCCGCGGUCCUGCAGGGGCUGCUAAAAGUGAUCGCGGGGGUCGACAUAUCCUUCACGCUGACAUCGAAGCCCGCGGCGGAUGAGAACGACGACGCCUUCGCGGAGCUCUACGUCGUGAAGUGGAGCUUCCUGAUGGUGCCCCCGAUCACGAUCGUGAUGAUCAACGCGAUCGCGAUCGCGAUGGCCGUGGCCAGGACCAUGUACAGCGAGUUCCCGCAGUGGAGCAAGCUGCUCGGAGGGGUGUUCUUCAGCUUCUGGGUGCUGUGCCACCUCUACCCCUUCGCGAAAGGGCUCAUGGGGCGGCGCGGGAAGGUGCCGACGAUCGUGUUCGUGUGGUCGGGGCUGAUUUCGAUUGUUAUUUCCCUCCUUUGGGUCUACAUUAGCCCUCCUGCAGGUGUGAGAAAGGACUACAUGAAUUUCCAGUUUCCAUGAUCAGCAAAACAGCAGUAGAAAACAGCAGCAGCAGUAAAAAAGCAUUUCAUGUUUGUUAUAUACACUUGUUUUGUACUCUUUUUUUUUUGGAUUUGUUGAUGAUCUAUCUAUCUACAUGAAGAUCUGCUUCAUGUAUGUGGUCAUUUCUGCUUGUUUUUCUGCAAACUUAAUCAUGUAAUGUGUUCUAAUUGUUGUUCAGAUUCAGAUAGUUUUAGAUUUCA